CCAAGAUGCAGACGACCAAACGAGGGACUUCGGAGUGAAGAAUCGAGGAGUAAGAAAGAAAAUAUAGCAACUAAGAACGAAAACUAGAGAAUAGAGAUCCAAUCGUGGUGUUUCACAGUGCUGUGUGUAAGUACAACAUAAAGAUGGCUUCAGUGCUGAAAAUAAGAGAAGGCAUUUUCAAGAUUUCAUGGGAACAAAAAGAUCCCGAGGAGUACGGGUACAGUUAUGACUUCAGCAAAUGCAAUGUAAGAGUAGAAAUUUCGCCCGGGAUUACUGCAUUGUGCAGAGUCUCAGGUCGACGAGAAGGGUUAAAGAGUUUUCAUAGAGAAGAUAUUAUUGUACUUGAGAUCGAAAUUGAUUUUUCUCCAUUAAGGAAGCCCCGAAAUCUGGAUAUUAUUGUCGUUCAGGUUAGUAAGAAUCAAGUUAACCGAACAAUGAAGUUGGAAAAUUCAAAAUGGACAGCUGAAUUCAACAAAACCGAACAAGAAUACAUGCCUUGCGGAGAGAUUGGAUUCAACUUUGAAAUCAUAAUUGAUUUAGCAUCUGAUACCACAGAGAUGAAAAAAACGAAACACGUUCUCGAUCACCUCCUGAACCUGUGGAUUGAGAAGCCGCUUGCUGACGUCACAUUCAAGUUUAAAGAACAAGUAAUCAAAGCUCACAUGAUGAUCGUUUCAUCCGGAAGUCCCGUAUUUUGCGCCAUGUUCCAAAAUGAUUUCAAAGAAAAGCUGGAAAGAACGGUGGAAAUCCAAGAUAUUCGGCCAAACGUUUUCGAGCAUCUUCUUCGCUACAUCUACACGGGGGAUGCCGACCUGGACAACGUAAAUGUGGCUAGUUUGCUAACAGCUUCCGAGAAAUACGGAAUGGAUUCUUUGAAAGAGGAGUGCGCAUUGCGUCUGUCACAAGAUCUCAACGUUGAAAAUGCCGUACGAAAUCUUGUCUUGGCUCACCUUAACAAUUCCCUGGUGCUGCAACAAUAUACAUUGGAUUUCAUUUCGAAGAAUUCAAAAACUAUUUGCUGCCGAGCAGACUGGAUGGAACUGAUCAAAAACUAUCCGGAGCUCAGCUUUGCGGCAGUGAAGAAGAUGGUGCUGGGCUGAGCCGCUGAUGGAGUAAAGACAAUAAUCAUUGGCUUAACUGGUGCCCUCUUUACAUAUUCUUUGCAUUGUGUAAUGUAAUACGAACAAGCGACACGGAAAUUGGAUUUCAGAAAUACAUUCAUUUUUAAUUCUCUUGAAA
Daphnia pulicaria is the source of this 1239-nucleotide messenger RNA. RefSeq names its product TD and POZ domain-containing protein 1-like. Lineage: Eukaryota; Metazoa; Arthropoda; Branchiopoda; Diplostraca; Daphniidae. Gene Ontology annotation, cellular component: cytoplasm; nucleus. Gene Ontology annotation, biological process: proteasome-mediated ubiquitin-dependent protein catabolic process; regulation of proteolysis. The coding region runs from base 144 to 1100 and encodes 318 amino acids. The transcript is spliced from 3 exons. Gene Ontology annotation, molecular function: ubiquitin protein ligase binding. The record is from RefSeq and is a predicted model, not a curated record.